AUGAAAUCCGAAAAACCAGGGAACAACAGUAUAGAAAAGCAUGCUAAGGAAUGCGAAAAAUGGUCUGAGUCAGUACGCGAAGCUUGCAGGCACGAGCUCAAGAAUGCUAGGACUGCGCAUAAAAAUGGCAUUCGAAUGUGGCUAAUAGAGCAAGGAUGGGAGCCUGAAAUGGCUUACUUCGACUGGGACUUCAUUGCACGACUUCGUAUCAUCAGGGAGCCAAGGUGGCUGAUCCCAAGGAGUGAGCUCCCGCCUCUUAAAUCAAUGUUGAAGCUCAGAGAUAUUCACAUUGAGAAGACUGUCUUCUCUAACCGACACCGCACUCUGAUAGAGGCAUACAAACGCUACCUGAAGAAACCAAAACAGCCUGGCACUGAGACCCGAUUGAACAAUUUCAUGCCCCACUUUGCUGACGUCUCUGCCUUCCAGCCUUUUGACGCUAUAAUCAGGUCGCGCUUCAACAAGGUCAUCACUGCUAAGCACUUUACACCAGCGUUUGCCGAGCUUCCUACCUUGAUAUCAACGUGGCGACAGAGAAUCGAAGCAGAGUUAGUUGAAUGCUAUCUACCCCCUCUCUCUUCUUCUGUCACUGGUGAAGCGGCCACAGACGCCCCUUCGCCAGCCACAUGCAUGUCUUAA
Serpula lacrymans var. lacrymans S7.9 is the source of this 639-nucleotide messenger RNA. RefSeq lists its product as uncharacterized. Lineage: Eukaryota; Fungi; Basidiomycota; Agaricomycetes; Boletales; Serpulaceae. The transcript has 4 exons. Bases 1 to 639 code for a protein of 212 amino acids. The record is from RefSeq and is a predicted model, not a curated record.